AUGGCAGUAGAGCCGUAUCUGGCACGCCCAUUCGUAAACAUAUAUGAUCCACGAGGCGAUUCAGAGCCGCCCUUCCUCAGUGAAGCCAAUUUAAAAUAUACCGCGGCUUUAUUCUCGAAACGGGUUAUUCCUAAUCCUAUAUAUGUUGCUGAUACUAUAGAUAACGCUCCGCGGCGAACCGCUCCGCAGGUUGCUAUCGUGGGAAAGUCUAACGUUGGAAAAUCAAGUUUGAUGAACUCCCUUAUAUAUGGGCAGAUGUUGCCAAGGUUCGCCAGGGACGUGCUUUCAAAUGGGAAAAUGCUAAAACAACCUAUAUUUGCACCAGUAUCGCAUAAACCGGGAAGAACUAGACACAUGUUCACAUUUGACCUUGGAGGUGACCUAUCUCUAGUAGACCUGCCAGGAUACGGGUUCGCAAAAGUAUCAGAUGAUGUCAGAAACGAAUGGUCAGUACUAGUUAACAAGUACCUCACAAAAGCACCCAGUCUCCAGCGGGUACUAUCGCUGAUAGAUAGUCACAAGGGUCCCGUGGAACUGGAUAUCAAGCUGUGGAACAUGCUGGAAAAUAUGAAAAUACCAUUUCAAGUAGUUCUCACUAAGUGUGAGGCAUUGAAACAACAUGAACUACACAUUGUAUGCCAAAAGGUUAUAGAAAUGCUAAAAGCACACGGAGAAUGGGCACAUCCAUAUGUUCAUGCCACCUCGGCAUUCAAGCAACUUGGGAUAACCGAACUCAGACUUGCUAUCGCACACAUUGCAUACACACACAAAGCAAAAAGACAUUUAGUUAAUUGA
This is a messenger RNA of Babesia sp. Xinjiang, 795 nucleotides long. RefSeq names its product GTP-binding protein EngB (gene engB). Gene Ontology annotation, molecular function: GTP binding. The record is from RefSeq and is a predicted model, not a curated record. The transcript has 8 exons. NCBI's taxonomy places the organism in Eukaryota, Apicomplexa, Aconoidasida, Piroplasmida, Babesiidae. The coding region runs from base 1 to 795 and encodes 264 amino acids.